UUCUCACCCACCUAGUAAAGAGGCUCAUCUCUCUAUAAAAAGCCCUAAAGCUCCUCCUUUUCAACGCUUUUUACACCAGAUCUCUUGGACUGACUCCUUGGAGAUGCGUGCUUGCUGAGGGAGGUCAUUUUUACCAUCUACUCUUUUCUGGAGAGAGAGUUGGAGAAGAAGAGAUUUCAUCAUCAAUGGAGAAUGGUAGUAACGGCGUGGUGACGUUGUUGUUCACGGAAGAGGAGUUGCGUGAGAUAAGUGGGGUCAAGAGAUGCGAUGAUUACGUGGAGGUGAUGUGUGGGUGUACAAGCCACCGAUAUGGUGAUGCUGUUGCUAGACUUAGGAUUUUCUCAUCUGGUGAACUUGAAAUCACCUGUGAAUGUACUCCUGGAUGCACUGAAGACAAGCUUACUCCGGCUGCAUUUGAGAAGCAUUCUGGGAGAGAAACUGCUAGGAAAUGGAAAAAUAAUGUAUGGAUCAUUCUCAAUGGUGAUAAAGUUCCUGUGGUAAAGACCCCAUUGCUAAAAUAUUAUAACAAGUCUUUAAAGCAUGCUAUUUCUCAAAAUGGAAAAGCUUGUCAUCGUGAUGAGUUCCUAAGAUGCACCGAGUGCAACAAAGACCGCAGGUUCCGUCUCCGUUCAAAGGAAGAGUGCAGAACUUACCAUGAUGCUUUGGCGAAUGUGCAUUGGAACUGCUCUUGUAUUCCUUAUGACAAAUUUUCAUGUGAUGAUGAUGAAGAACGAGCAAGCCGUAGGGUGUACAGGGGAUGUUCUCGUUCUCCGACAUGUAAAGGUUGCACCACCUGUGUUUGUUUUGGAUGCCAAAUAUGCCGAUUUUCGGACUGCAGUUGCCAGACGUGCAGUGACUUCACUGAGAAUGCAAAAGGCUGAAUUAUUCUAUAAUUUGUUUCCAAAUUUGUAUGGGGUAUGUUUUCCCCAUCAUUAAUUCAUCUGAAGAAUCCAUGCUACUCAUGUUUUUGCUGACUGACAGAAUAUUAAGACCCAUUAAUCCCAAAAUUGCCGUUUUACAUUCA
Solanum stenotomum is the source of this 1024-nucleotide messenger RNA. Its product is annotated as protein ULTRAPETALA 1. Gene Ontology annotation, cellular component: cytosol; nucleus. The transcript is spliced from 4 exons. The coding region runs from base 186 to 881 and encodes 231 amino acids. The record is from RefSeq and is a predicted model, not a curated record. Gene Ontology annotation, molecular function: DNA binding. Lineage: Eukaryota; Viridiplantae; Streptophyta; Magnoliopsida; Solanales; Solanaceae.